AUGGGUGAUCUUCACGUAGUUGGAGGAAUCACGAAGCUCAACAACAAAAAUUACAACACGUGGGCGACAUGCAUGGAGUCUUAUCUGCAAGGUCAAGAUCUUUGGGAUGUCGUCGGGGGCAACGAUGUUGCACAACCACGAGAAGACAAUAGCGACGCUUUGCGUAAGUGGAAGAUCAAAGCAGGUAAAGCCAUGUUUGCCCUGAAGACAACAAUUGAAGAAGAAAUGUUGGAGCACAUAAGGAAAGCCAAAACACCAAAGGAAGCAUGGGACACCUUUGCAACACUCUUUUCAAAAAGGAAUGACACAAGACUACAACUUCUUGAGAACGAGCUGCUAUCCGUUGCACAACGUGACAUGACGAUUGCUCAGUACUUCCACAAGGUAAAGUCCACAUGCCGUGAAAUUUCUGAUUUAGAUCCUAAUGCUGCUAUUGUGGAGUCUAGGAUAAAAAGGAUAAUUAUCCAUGGUCUGAGACCCGAAUACCGAGGCUUCGUUGCCGCUGUACAAGGGUGGCCUACUCAACCAUCACUUGUUGAGUUUGAAAAUUUGCUUGCCGAUCAAGAAGCUAUGGCUAAGCAAAUGGGAGGGGUCUCGUUAAAAGGAGAGGAGGAAGCGCUCUACUCCAACAAAAGUAAAGGCAACUUCAAGCAACACUUUGGUAAUGGAUCUAAAAGAGAUGGUGACAAGGCGAAAAGUCAUCAAGGAGAAGGAAGUUCUCGGCCAGGGGGAGCUUCAAGGUUUCACGGCAACCGUGGUCAAUCCAAGAAUACUAAAAGAUUCGAAGGUAAAUGCUACAACUGCGGAAAGAAGGGCCACAUGGCGAAAGAUUGUUGGUCCAACAAAAGGCCCGCUGAGAGUAAUACUGCUACUUCCAACUCAAAGGAGAAAAGUGAGGAUGAUUGGGACGCGGAAGCAUCUCUUGCUAUAGAGGAAGAGGAGAUAGCUCUCACUGUGACGUCACCUGAAAGGAUUGACUACAAGAAUGAUUGGAUUAUCGACUCAGGCUGCUCAAAUCACAUGACAGGUUACCGAUAA
Messenger RNA from Prunus avium (sweet cherry), 1038 nucleotides. The record is from RefSeq and is a predicted model, not a curated record. NCBI's taxonomy places the organism in Eukaryota, Viridiplantae, Streptophyta, Magnoliopsida, Rosales, Rosaceae.